Gracilinanus agilis (Agile Gracile Mouse Opossum) is the source of this 2260-nucleotide messenger RNA. RefSeq names its product RNA binding fox-1 homolog 3 (gene RBFOX3). The transcript is spliced from 9 exons. Gene Ontology annotation, biological process: nervous system development; regulation of alternative mRNA splicing, via spliceosome. Bases 35 to 994 code for a protein of 319 amino acids. Gene Ontology annotation, cellular component: nucleus; cytoplasm. Lineage: Eukaryota; Metazoa; Chordata; Mammalia; Didelphimorphia; Didelphidae. The record is from RefSeq and is a predicted model, not a curated record. Gene Ontology annotation, molecular function: mRNA binding.
GCCUCCUCGGAGUCGGGCGCCCAUCUGCUGCCCCAUGCUGUGCUCCAUGGCGAACUCGGGCUGCCUCCUGCUGUCCAACUCCGGCAGCAUGCUCCCGCAUUCAGUGCCCUGCCCGCCUGCCUUCCUCUACCUCCAACAGGGUAAUCAGGACACCACGGCUCCUCCUGAAGCGAUGGCUCAGCCCUAUCCCCAGGCCCAGUAUCCCCCACCACCACAGAACAGCAUCCCCACUGAGUAUGUGCCACCCCACUCUCACCCCACACAGGACUACUCGGGCCAGACCACAGUACCAGAACAUGCCAUGACCCUCUACACACCAGCACAGACCCACCCAGAGCAGCCAGGCACCGACGCCAGCACACAGCCCAUCACUGGGACACAGACAGUACCGGUAAGAAGCCCCUGCCAGCCAGCUUCAUUCCUUAGAGGGCUCCAAGGCCACAUCACUAAAGGAGCCAAGCAGGGACUGAGGGAAGGGGUUAAUGCUCAUCCCACCCUCUCUUUCUCUGGCCAGGUAAAUAACGCCACAGCCCGAGUUAUGACCAACAAGAAGACCACAAAUCCCUACACAAAUGGCUGGAAGCUAAACCCCGUGGUGGGUGCUGUAUAUGGACCUGAAUUCUAUGCAGUGACAGGAUUCCCCUACCCCACAACAGGCACCGCUGUGGCAUACCGAGGGGCACACUUACGAGGUCGGGGACGGGCUGUAUAUAACACAUUCCGGGCUGCACCACCUCCUCCCCCCAUUCCAACAUAUGGCGCGGUCGUGUAUCAGGAUGGAUUUUAUGGCGCAGAGAUUUAUGGUGGCUAUGCAGCCUACAGAUAUGCUCAGCCAGCAGCAGCAGCAGCAGCAGCAGCUUACAGUGACAGUUAUGGCAGAGUCUAUGCAGCUGCUGACCCAUACCACCAUGCCAUUGGCCCUGCUGCAACCUAUAGCAUUGGAACUAUGGCUAGCCUCUGCCGAGGAGGGUACAGCCGCUUCACCCCCUACUAGCAAGAGACCCAGCCCCUAACAGCAUUCACACUGACUGCUUAUUCCAAACCAAACCAAACAAACUAGACACCAGGCAGAUCCUCCAGGAAGACAAACUGCCCCACCGGGUCAGGGACAUUCACCGCUGACCCUCCGCGACUCUAAAACCAUAGAUUUUUUACCUCCAGUUGUUUUUCCCCGCCCCAUGGUGGUGUGUGUGUCUUUUGUCCAUGAUUGUACCUGUAUGUUUGUUAACUAAUUUCCUGUACUGAGUUUGUCGGUGUUGUUCCACUCCUAAACCAUCAAGGUAUGGUAUACAAAUUGGGGGCCAUGGGAGGGAGGGGUUAGGGAGAGUGUGGAGAAGUUGAGCCUGGAGUCAGAGGAUCAAUCCCUACCCCCAUAGCUCUGACCCCUCAACACAUAGCUGCCCCCCAAAGGAUUAGCAAAAGAGCCUUGUGCCCUGGCUGACCCCCCUCUUUCUACUCCAUUCCAUCUUUAUUCUUCAAUCAACAGGCUGAAGUUAGGGAAUCUUAGUGAAAGGAUUCAGGACCAUAGACCAUGUACCAUUCCCCAGGUUCCACAGAUCCUUUAGUUGUCCAUUCCUCCCAUUCUGGUCCUUGUCUCAGUGCUCUGUCCCUCUACAGUUAGUUGUCUCCCACUUUCACCCCAGCUCCCACAAGGAUUUUGAAACUGCUUAAAGAAAUCUGUUUCAUGAAGAGAAGAGCAAAAGGAGGGAAUCAGUACUCUCUUGCCCUCUCUUCCAUCAUAGAUCAACUCCUGACUUCUCUCUUCUUCCUCCUCCCUCUUUUUUCUUCACUCUCUGAAACUGGUCUUCUUCACCUAUUCUUCCCUCAACUGAAACAAAUUUGUAAAAAUUAAAUUAUAUAGAUUCCAUUCUCUGAGGAAGUUAUAAUAAUAUUCUGGCUAAACUGUUUUUUGUAUUUUUUACAAGAGAUGAAAAUGAAUUCUCCCUUCCCCAGUUCCCUGCAUUUGUCCAUAUGUCUUACCGUACUUUCCUUUGUCCCAUGACCUAGAAACAAAGCCAUCAAUGUCCUAGCUGGAGAGAUCCCUAACUAAAUCCCUCCUAAAGUGGCAGAUUUUAUUUUCCCAGCUCUGUCCUUGGUGUGUGCUGCCUAGCCAAAGUAUCUCCCUUCCUGUGCCUAAGCUCAAAAAUGUCUUUAGUUUGAGUAUUUCAAAAAUUAAGCUUCUUAUAAAGGGACUCCACAUUGCUGGAUGGCUCAUCUCAGGAUUGAUUCCCUGAAUCCAGCUCCCCUUCCUACCACCUCC